Gavia stellata (red-throated loon) is the source of this 789-nucleotide messenger RNA. RefSeq names its product nuclear receptor interacting protein 2 (gene NRIP2). The transcript is spliced from 6 exons. Bases 1 to 765 code for a protein of 254 amino acids. Gene Ontology annotation, molecular function: aspartic-type endopeptidase activity. Gene Ontology annotation, biological process: proteolysis. The record is from RefSeq and is a predicted model, not a curated record. Lineage: Eukaryota; Metazoa; Chordata; Aves; Gaviiformes; Gaviidae.
AUGAGCACAAGGAAGAGCUGCUCCCUGCCACUGGGGCAAGGAGACGGGGAGGAAAAGCAGAGUGAGGGUACUCCUGACCUGGAGCCACAGGAGCGUGAGGUGGAGCUGAGGAACAAAGCUAUUCUGCAACAGAAGAGACGCCUUAAACAGGCCACCCAGUUUGUGCACAAGGACUCUGCUGACCUGCUGCCCCUGGACGGCUUGACAAGGCUUGGCACCUCCAAGGAUCUGCAGCCACAUAGCGUGGUCCAGCGGCGCCUCUUGGAAGGCAAUCUGAACAAGCUGCGGGGAGAGACCAGGGUUCAGUCUGCAUGGGUUCAAUCUCCGCUGGCAAAAGACCAGGAUGAAAAGAUGGAAAAGGGAGAGGACAGGAGAAAAGAAACUUCACCCCUGCUAAUACAGUGCCAGUGCCAAGGUCAGGUAUUGAAAGCGACUGUUAACACUGGGUGUCUACCAAAUCUCAUCUCCAAGAGCUGUUUAAACCAGCUGGGGCUGGAAGAAGUGUCUGCCAUGGACUGUGGAGACCUCUCUCUUCCCAUCCCCAGCGUUGUUGGCCGAGUAGAACAUAUGGAGUUGCAAUUUGGCCAGGAGAGAGUGCUGUGUUCAGCACUGGUUGUAGAUGAUGAAAUGCUGGAGUUUUGCAUUGGUCUCCAGACUCUGUUGUCUCUCAAGUGUUGCAUUGACUUGGAGGAAGGAGUCCUGAGAUUUAAAGCACUGAGUCAAGAGCUGCCUUUUCUACAUGCCUCUGAAGAGCCUGGUCAGUGACUGGCUGCAUUGCCCGUGUCUGGG